Molecule: messenger RNA, 1685 nt
Organism: Paralichthys olivaceus (Japanese flounder)
Lineage: Eukaryota; Metazoa; Chordata; Actinopteri; Pleuronectiformes; Paralichthyidae
Source: RefSeq, a predicted model, not a curated record
AAUCAUAUGUCACAGAUGCUGUCUGUGUGUGUCUCUAGUUUCCUGUGUCACACAGAGGAAACCAGACUCUUCAUCGCUGGUGCAGAGAAUCGACGACAGCGAGAUAAAAACUCUGCGACUGAGGUGAAAACAUCGGAGCUUCAAUGAACCAGGAUUAGAAAGCUGCGUCUCCAUGUCCGCAGUGACGCCCUCCGCUGUCCCAGCUCCGGCUCUGGUCCAGAUCCAGCUCGGCCUGUUCAGGGAGGUGGUUCGAGUCCCUGCUGGGAACCUUAGCUACCGCCAUGCAAAGAGGCUGGCUGCAGAGGUCAUAGAGCGGAAGGCUCCAGACUGCAGCGUGGUCGGUGUCGGGGAGAAGAUUCUGCUGUUCAGACAUCAGCCCGACUCCGAGCUGCAGCGUCUGACCAAUCAAGACGAGCUGCAGGACGGAGACCUGAUCGAGGUCGUCAUCGCAGGGUCAGCCUCGGUGACUGCGAUGAGGAUCCGUCCUCACUCCCUGGUGGUCCAGUCGUACCGGACCCCCACCUUCUGUCAUCACUGUGGAGAGAUGCUGUGGGGCCUCGUUCGUCAGGGGUUGAAAUGUGACGGUUGUGGAUUAGACUUUCAUAAACGCUGCGCUUUCCUGUUGCCCAACGACUGCAGCCGAGCACGACGUCAGGUCAGCACCAGCCUCUCUCUGUUUCCUCUCCGACGACCACGAACACACUCCCUCUCCAAUCAGGCAGGAGGCAGCCUGGAAGAGAUCAGCAUCACCCGGCCCUCCUCCAGGCCUCCGUCCUGGGCAGAGCCUCCGGUGUGGCUGGGGGUGGGCGGUGGUGACAGCAAGGCUCAGGUGCCUCACACCUUCCACAUCCACAGCUACACCAAACCCACCGUCUGCCAGUACUGCCACCGGCUGCUCAGAGGGCUCUUCAGACAGGGGCUGCAGUGCUCAGACUGCAGGUUCAACUGCCACCGCCGCUGUGAGCCUCUGGUCUCCAGAGACUGUCCGGGCGAGAGGAGCCGCAACAACGGGGAAGAAUCCCCAGCAGCUGGUCGCAGCGGUCCUCUAGACCCAGAGGACGAUGAGCUCAUCAGCACGCCACACAUCUCUGAUGACGAGAUGUCCUCUGACAGCGAAUCCCCCGCCGACACCAAGGAAGUGCAACAAUGGCGAGAACCAAUGAGUCCGUGUUUCAGCAGCAACAUCCCUCUGAUGCGUCUCGUCCAGUCGGUGCAUCACAGUAAGAGGGGAGCCGGCGGAGUCCUGAGGGAGGGGUGGCUGCUGCAUCACACCAGCACGGACACCAUGAGGAAACGUCAUUACUGGAUCCUGGACUGGAAGAGCAUCACUCUGUACCAGAGCGACAGCAGCACCAAGUUCUACAAAGAGAUCCCUCUGUCUGAGGUGCUGCAGGUCCGAGGCUCCGCCCAGCUCACCACGCCUCAGUUGCUAGGAAACGGCGCCCACUCCUUUGAGGUGGUGACGGCCUCGCUGGUGUACUGCGUGGUGGCCGGUGAGGACGGGCCGGCGUGGGAGAGCGCCAUCCGUCAGGGCCUGAUGCCCGUGGAGAGCGGCGGCGGAGGAGGGAGCGGCGAGGAGGAGCACGAUCUACGUUCACACAGAGACAGCGCGGACGUCAGCUCCGUGUAUCAGAUCUUUACGGACGAGGUGCUGGGGUCGGGACAGUUUGGAGUCGUGUACAGAG